Diprion similis is the source of this 2594-nucleotide messenger RNA. RefSeq names its product UDP-xylose and UDP-N-acetylglucosamine transporter (gene Efr). Gene Ontology annotation, biological process: transmembrane transport. The record is from RefSeq and is a predicted model, not a curated record. The coding region runs from base 378 to 1385 and encodes 335 amino acids. Gene Ontology annotation, cellular component: Golgi membrane; endoplasmic reticulum membrane. The transcript has 5 exons. Gene Ontology annotation, molecular function: UDP-N-acetylglucosamine transmembrane transporter activity; UDP-xylose transmembrane transporter activity. Lineage: Eukaryota; Metazoa; Arthropoda; Insecta; Hymenoptera; Diprionidae.
CAGUCACGCAACUGCAAUCUGUCUUUAAACAUGCCCGUAGUCAAGUCAAGUCUUAUUUGAACCUAGUAUACAGCGUGCAAUAAACCGUUAGCCGUGGCUACGUAGAAUCGCUGCUCAAUUUUGAGCUAUUGUCAGGAAUCGUUCAAUGCAAACUACUUACAACCUUCACGUGGCGUUCGUGGCGGUAAUAAUUCCGCCUAGAGAUAAGACUGAAAGUAGAAUCUUUCCGUCAGUGAUAUCGCAACCGUCGUUAUAUCAUGCCGAGAAUUCCGCCCGGAGUUUAGGUCCACUUCAAUAGUUUUUUCGGUUGUAGUUGAAUUAUCCCAAAUUUAGUCAAUUCAUUUAUAGGUUAACUAUUUGGCAACAGUUUGUCAAAAAUGCAGGCCCCUCUCGCUGUAUUUCUUGUCUUCUUAGGAUGUUGUACAAACGUUGUGUUUCUGGAGCUUUUGGUCAAAGAAGACCCUGGCAGUGGGAAUUUGAUUACCUUCUCGCAAUUUGCAUUUAUUGCUCUGGAAGGUUUCAUAUUCACUUCAAAGUUUGGAACGGUGAAACCAACCAUAGGAUUAAAGGACUACACGAUUUUAGUUUCCAUGUUCUUCGUUGUUAGUGUCUGUAACAAUUAUGCUUUUGACUUUAACAUACCGAUGCCCUUACACAUGAUAUUCAGAGCUGGUUCUCUGAUAGCAAACAUGAUCAUGGGAAUAAUAAUACUGAAGAAGAAAUAUGUAUUCAGCAAGUAUCUUUCAGUAUUCAUGAUAAGUUCGGGAAUAUUCUUAUGCACACUUAUCAGUGGCAAAGAAGUCAAAUCUACGCAGAUCGUCCGUCCGGACAGUUUACCAACCACUCCAUGGGAUGACUUUUUCUGGUGGAUUCUUGGCAUUACUCUGCUUACUGUAGCUCUCUUUAUAUCCGCUAGGAUGGGCAUUUACCAAGAAGUUUUGUACGUACGCUACGGAAAACACGCCAAAGAAGCCUUGUUUUAUACGCAUCUAUUGCCACUGCCCUUCUUUCUGACAUUGGUACCAAAUAUCUGGAAUCAUACUGUUCUGGCUGUUAAUUCGGAUCCUUUAGCGCUACCUCUCAUUGGCAUUUCAAUGCCCAAAACACUCGUAUACCUGAUAGGAAAUGUUCUGACACAGUACAUGUGCAUCAGCUCUGUUUACGUACUGACGACAGAGUGUACGUCGUUGACGGUGACGCUGGUGGUGACACUGAGGAAAUUUGUGUCGUUACUGUUUUCUAUAGUGUACUUCAAAAAUCCAUUCACGUUGUACCAUUGGAUCGGAACGACCCUGGUAUUCGUAGGAACGAUUAUAUUCACAGAAGUGAUUCCUAAAAUUCAGCAAGGCUUACGAGCACCGCCGAAAGGAGAAAAAGUACAAUAGUUGAGCAUAAAUAGGGUGGGGAAGUUCUGUGUGUCUUUGUUUAUUGAUUUAUAAAAAAGUUUCCUCUUAGCACUAUGAUAUAUGUGAACAAUGUGCAGUAUUUUUUCAAUUUUUUGUUUAUGACGGCCAUCGUAUUCCUCUGCUCUUCACGAUCCCAUCCAGGAUCUCGUAAUUAGCUAUACAAGUUGACACUUAUUUUUUUCAACCUAUUCACUUAUCAACUUGUGACGUGAGCUCCUCAUUUCCCCUGCAAAUUGAUAAACAAUAUUACCUAGUCUUCUCGUAAUAAACGCAUGUUUAUUUUAUCGCCACGUUAAUUAUUUGCAUAUGUCGAUCGUGGGGACAUGUGCACAGAUAUAUACAUCAAUUUCAACAAUUUAUAUUUUACUGCGUGUUUAAUAAACAUUCUAAGAAUGAAGAGGAAAAGUUAUAGACAAAAAUUUAGACGCACGCGUGUUAUCUGUUAUUUUGACCACAUGAUUUUUGAAAUCAACAUCGUGGUUCAAGAUUUCGUAUUUUUUACAUAUACGAUGUCAUUGUUAAUUGUAAAUUCAGACAAUAUAGAAUAAAAAUUAGAUAAUUGAAUUCUUUUUAUUUAAACUCGGUAGCUAUUUCAGGCUGACCUGAAAAAUUUAGAAACUGGAUUUGCUCAUGAAUUUUUUUUAAAUAAGUAUAGGAUGUACUUGUUUUUGUGACUAUUGAAAGGUAACCGUUAGUUACAUUUUUACUAGAACUGAUGUGAACAUCACUGUAAUGUAAUCACAAUACAACAUUACAUUUAUCAAAAAUUAGUAAAAUAUAAUAUAAAAUCCGUAUAUAAUGAAUUGGUGCACCGAUAAACUUCAAUUGUAGUCAUCGCACUAUCAAAGGAAAUAAAUUUUAUUAUAUACUCCAAAUUGUCGCUCUGAUAAAACUGGCAGCAUACAUUUUUUAUUGUAAAAUAGCUAAACAAAAAAGAAAAAAAAAAAAAACAGAUACUGGUAAUAACUAAACAAAUGAUCAUAGUAAUGUGAAUAUGUCACAUAUCACAGUACCGAUCUUGUACUUUUAACGAGAGUGUAUCUGAAAUUAAUAUAUUGUAAAUAAGAUAUUCAAUUACAAUCAUAUGAUUAUUAUAUCAACCAUCUCAAAUUUUUUCCCAAAACCCAAUGUAAUUCCUACAUAAUGUAAAACCACCCAAUGUUGUUUAAUAAAAUUAAAAAUUGUUAG